Messenger RNA from Aspergillus saccharolyticus JOP 1030-1, 1233 nucleotides. RefSeq lists its product as uncharacterized. The transcript is spliced from 2 exons. The coding region runs from base 1 to 1233 and encodes 410 amino acids. Lineage: Eukaryota; Fungi; Ascomycota; Eurotiomycetes; Eurotiales; Aspergillaceae. The record is from RefSeq and is a predicted model, not a curated record.
AUGACUGUCUCUAUCCAUGCUCAUGAUGGCACGCAACCCCUCUUGGAGGUCGUUGAAGAAUAUGACUCUGACUCCUCGUUGCUGCUGGACGACCAUCCACUCCGGUCUCAUCCCACCGAAUGCCGCCCAGGACUCUGGACAAUGCUCCAGCAGUGUUAUGUCUCUGUUCGGGACCAAUGGGGCGAUCGCAUUUUCUCCUUCACCUGCCUUUUACUGAUGUUCGGAGUAAUGGUCCAAUUCCUCUCGCUACUACCCAAUGGGAUCUCCUAUAUCUUUUUUCGUGAGCACUAUUCGGCUCAGGCGGGGUUCGUUCAUUGGCCUGCAGAGUUCGAUGGCCAAUCCGCUGCUUGUAUUGCCUACAAUCCGCGCUCGCAUCCGGACGCCAUUCGAUACGCAAUUGCAGCCCGCUGUAAGGGAAUUAAAGCAGACAUCUGGCUCCAGGGCGAGGAGUUGUAUGUCGGUACCUCCAAUGCUACCUUGAGACCGCACCUCACCCUGCGCAAGACGUACCUCGAUCCGCUCUUGCAGCAUCUGGAGGCAAAAGAGUCUCUGGGAGGCUCUUCCCAGGCUGCCGCAACGGACCAGUUUGUUCUUUUCCUGGAGUUUAGAUCUCCAGUUCGAGCUGGCUGGCCUUAUCUUCUCACCGAACUUCAAAGCCUGAACGACAGAGGGUAUCUGGCCCAGCGCAAUGGCAGUCAAAUCACCUCAAAAGCUGUCAGAAUUGCUGUCGUGGGGGAUGACCAUGUCGAACAUGUUUACGAAGAGUAUCAGCAACAUCCCCUCAGCCCCAGUAUCUUUAUGGAUGGAGCGAACGUGUCGAAGGGACCAGACUCAGCGAGCAAACAUCCAGACACCAUGGCCCAACCGUACGAAGGCAGAGGAAGCCAGCCCCGGCCGUCCUGGAAAGAGUGGAAGAAUACCACCACUGCGAAAGCGGUACAACACACGAGACUGCCUUUGUUGAGCACGACAAUGCACUUUGGACACGAGGUUGGCACUCCGCACCGAGGACGAUUCUCUCGACAGCAGCUCGAUUUGGUCCGAGCUCAUAUAGAUGCAGCUCAUGCGCGCGGGCUCCAGGCGCGAUUUGAAGGGAUCCCAUGCGGUUCGCAGGGGAUGUCCCGCUUGAUCUGGAGGAUUUUGGUCAAGGCGGGCGCGGAUUUCAUCGAUGUGGAUUGGACGGGCUGUCCUCGCCAAAGAUGGCGACACUUCUUGACGAUCGGGUCGUCGUGA